Molecule: messenger RNA, 3883 nt
Organism: Trichechus manatus latirostris (Florida manatee)
Lineage: Eukaryota; Metazoa; Chordata; Mammalia; Sirenia; Trichechidae
Gene: ACSS1
Product: acyl-CoA synthetase short chain family member 1
Exons: 14
Coding region: 1-2061 (686 amino acids)
Cellular component (GO): mitochondrion
Molecular function (GO): acetyl-CoA synthetase activity; AMP binding
Source: RefSeq, a predicted model, not a curated record
AUGGCGGGGCGCAGCCUGGGCCGCGGCGUCGGGCGGCUCCUCGGCAGCUUGCGUGGGCGCUCGGAGCAGCAGGUCCGGCUGCUGCGCGGGGCGAGUGCAUUUAGCCGGCCGGCCUCCGGGGGCGCCGGCAGCGCCCCCGCCGCCGCAGCCGCGCAGCCCGGCUCGUACUCGGCGCUAAGCGCGCGGGCAGCCCGGGAGCCGGACGCCUUCUGGGGGCCGCUAGCGCGGGAUACACUGGUGUGGGACACCCCCUACCACACAGUGCGGGACUGCGACUUCAGCAGUGGCAAGAUCGGCUGGUUCCUGGGAGGCCAGUUAAACGUGUCCGUCAACUGCUUGGACCAGCAUGUUCAGAAGUCCCCGGAGAGUGUUGCUUUGAUCUGGGAGCAAGAUGAGCCUGGUACCGAAGUGAGGAUUACCUACAGGGAACUGCUGGAGACCACUUGCCGCCUGGCCAACACGCUGAAGAGGCAUGAAGUUCGUCGAGGGGACCGUGUGGCCAUCUACAUGCCUGUGUCCCCACUGGCUGUGGCGGCGAUGCUGGCCUGUGCCAGGAUUGGUGCCGUCCACACCGUUGUCUUUGCUGGCUUCAGUGCAGAGUCCUUGGCUGGGAGGAUCAAUGAUGCCAAGUGCAAGGUGGUCAUCACUGUCAACCAGGGGCUCCGGGGUGGCCGUGUGACGGAGCUGAAGAAGAUUGUGGAUGAGGCCGUGAGGCUCUGCCCCACUGUAAGGCGUGUCCUGGUGGCCCACAGGACUGACAGCAAGGUCACCAUGGGGGAGUUGGAUGUCUCGCUGGAGCAGGAAAUGGCCAAGGAGGACCCGGAGUGCGCCCCAGAGAGCAUGGGCAGUGAGGACGUGCUUUUCCUGUUGUACACCUCGGGGAGCACCGGCCCGCCCAAGGGAAUCGUGCACACCCAGGCGGGCUACCUACUGUAUGCAGCCCUGACUCACAAGCUUGUGUUUGACUACAAGCCAGGAGACAUCUUUAGCUGUGUGGCCGACAUUGGCUGGAUCACAGGGCAUAGCUAUAUAGUGUACGGACCGCUCUGCAACGGAGCCACCAGCGUCCUUUUUGAGAGCACUCCAGUUUAUCCGGAUGCCGGCCGGUACUGGGAGAUGGUGCAGCGGCUACAGAUCAACCAGUUCUACUGUGCCCCGACAGCCGUGCGGCUGUUGCUGAAGUACGGAGACGCCUGGGUGAAGAAAUAUGACCGCUCAUCGCUGCGGACCCUGGGCUCAGUGGGAGAGCCAAUCAACCAUGAGGCCUGGGAGUGGCUGCACAAUGUGGUGGGGGACGGCAGAUGCACGCUGGUUGACACCUGGUGGCAGACAGAGACAGGUGGCAUCUGCAUCGCACCACGGCCCUCAGAGGAGGGAGCGGAGAUCAUCCCCAGCAUGGCCAUGAGACCCUUCUUUGGCAUUGUCCCAGUUAUUCUGGACGAGAAGGGGAGCAUCUUGGAGGGCGACGACGUCUCCGGAGCGCUGUGCUUCUCACAGGCCUGGCCGGGCAUGGCCAGGACCAUCUAUGGGAACCAUCCCAGAUUCAUGGAUGCCUACUUCACGGCCUACCCUGGCUACUACUUCUCUGGGGAUGGUGCAUACCGCACCAAGGGUGGCUACUACCAGAUCACAGGGCGGAUGGACGAUGUCAUCAAUAUUAGUGGGCACCGGAUUGGGACAGCGGAGAUUGAGGACGCAAUGGCUGAGCACCCUGCAGUGCCGGAAACCGCUGUCAUUGGCUACCCCCACGAUAUCAAGGGUGAAGCUGCAUUUGCCUUCAUCGUGUUGAAAGUUGAUGCAGAUGACUCAGACAUGGUGGUGGAGGAGCUCAGGUCAGCAGUGGCCACCAAGAUUGCCAAGUACGCUGUGCCUGAUCAGAUUUUGGUGGUGAAACGUCUCCCCAAAACCCGAUCUGGAAAAGUCAUGAGGCGGCUCCUGAAGAAGAUAGUCACUGGUGAAACUCAAGACCUGGGAGACACCACCACACUGGAGGACCCCAGUGUCAUCACAGAGAUACUGAGAGCCUACCAGCAGUACAAAGACAAGCGACCUAGCUCUUAGUCAGGAGGACAUGCCUCAACCUGUGAGUCUCUGACAAAAACCAAGUGCCUAAGUCCCCAAUUUUCUUUCUUAGAAUGUAGCUCUGAAGUUGGCUUUUUCCUAGACGUCCCAGAGACAGCCCUGUCCCAACACAUAAUCCCCACUGUUACUAAUGUGAAAUCAGUCUGUGUUUAAAUCCUUUUCUUCUGCUGGCAAACCCAGAAGUGUAACCCAUAGGAGGUACAGUCAGACGUGGGUAGGAUUCAUUUCACUUGUCUUGAAUUUGGCUUCCUUGAGUGGAAGUCAUUUCCAUCCCCACUUUCAUGUCCUCUUGAGACUACACAAAAAGUUGAAAACGGUAAAACAUGCCUGCCCAGAUGACUUAGAACUAAAAGCAAUACUAUUUUCCCAGAUGUUUCUAGGUACAAAAAACAGAUUUUAUUUUUGUACGUUUGUAUUUUGGGAAAAUAAAGUACAUGCUCUUUGUAACACUUAGGGUUAGGAAGAUCUCCCUUUGUGCCUUCACUGGUGGGUAAUUAAUUGUACUGAGAAUCAGAGGGAGCACUUUUAAUUACUGUUUAGCAAACUUGGAAAUCUUACUUGAAAAUCUAAACUCAGCCGUCUUGAGAGGGUCAGAUCUUCAGCACUCUGUCCUUGUGUAUUGUUUUACUGUGCCUGGUGUGUUAUAAUGAAACUACUCCGAAAAGCUGUGGAAUGGACGUGUGCACCCAGUAGCUCACCCAGUCACAUGUUCUUUCUCCAAGCUGUGAUCUGGAAAGCUUUUUUUCCUUGGAUGCCUCUUGGUAGGAGGCCGACACUGCUCCCAUACAUGGGCUUGUCAGCAAGAACUCAGGCGACUUGUUACAGCACUGAUUUUGUGGGGUUUGGGCCCUGGGAAAACACUGCCUAUUUCUCAUUAUGGGGCUGGGUAAUAGUAGCAACUGAUGCCCUAUGCUGAUACUUGGAGCACUGAAUCAAGGGUUUUUUUGUUUUGCUUUUUAAAUGAACGUGUCUUAAGUCUUCUGAACAUUAGCAAGAUGAUGUAAAUCAGUAAGUCACAGUAUGCUUAUUCUCUAGCUAAGUGUGCAUGGUGGAGUGUGUGGAGUGGGGUGAGGUUGUCUCAUCUGUGCUUAUCAUGAUGCAAUUGAUGAAAUUGCUGACACAAAGCCAGAUGGGGGUGCAAGGGCCACACAGACUGAUCUGCAGGGGAGUCCAAUAAAGAUUUAUUUUGUUUCAUUCUCUUCUGUUUGUUGUGAUGUUUUUGAUCAAAUAAUGCUAUUCUUUUUUUGCUGAAUAUAACCCUAAGGACGAAACUGGAAGAGGCCUGUUAACUCUAAAGAGAAAACCUAAAAAAGUCCAUCUUCUUACAGGGAAGAAAUGUACAAUAAUACCCCCCAUCUUAGACUGUGAUUGGUAAACUUACCUAUUUCUAGAUUACUGUGCUGUCCAGUACACUAGACACAUGUGACGACUUAGAUUUACAUUAAGUUAAAUCAAAUCAAAUCAAAUUAAAAACUAGUUCCUUGGUCACAGUAGUCACAUUUAAAUUGCAUAAGACCACAAGUGAUUGGUGUCCUGCCAUGCUGGACAGCAGGGAGAAGAACACCCUCAUCACUGCAGGACGUCCUGUUGGUCAGUGCUGGUCUAGAACACAGAUGAGAAUGAGGAAGCAGAAAAGACGUCAAGGCAGCCGAAGUCAGGGCCACGGAUGACACAUGCGGGAGGCACAGGCUUUCUAGCGGGAGAGAUAACUCUCUGCGGAUGUGGGCGGAGGGAUUUUCUGUCUCCAUCACCGAAUUGAGAAGCAGGUCUUUGAGGAGAACAUGAGGAGAAUUUGUGCCAU